Molecule: messenger RNA, 7441 nt
Organism: Stegastes partitus (bicolor damselfish)
Lineage: Eukaryota; Metazoa; Chordata; Actinopteri; Pomacentridae
Gene: ptprk
Product: protein tyrosine phosphatase receptor type K
Exons: 37
Coding region: 232-4572 (1446 amino acids)
Biological process (GO): protein dephosphorylation
Cellular component (GO): membrane
Molecular function (GO): protein binding; protein tyrosine phosphatase activity
Source: RefSeq, a predicted model, not a curated record
UCGCUCGCGCUCCCUCCGCGUGAAACAAAGUGUGGUGUCCGCGAGAGCCCGUAGGAAGCGAAAAGAGAGAAACCGGAGAAAGGAGAGAAUGGGGCGGCUGAAUCCAAAACUACACCAGGAAUAAUAACUACACAGAGAUAAAGACGACUGAAGACGGGGGGAAAACUCGGAGGAAGAAAACUUUUCAGAGGGGAAACUGUUACAGACUCUCGCACGGCCACGGUUUAAAACAUGGAUACACUUUUCCCUGUAUUCCUGGGACUCUUCUUUCUCUUUUCGGGAGUUGAUAACGUCUCCGGCCAAAUACCGACAGGAAGCUGUACGUUUGAUGAGGGCUUCUCUCAGUGUGAUUACCAACAAGAUCCUUAUGAUGACUUCGACUGGACGCACAUCAAUACCCAGGAAGUACCAUAUGUCUCACCUGAUCUGCCACAAGGUUCCUACAUGUAUGUUGACAUCUCGCAGUAUGAUGUUGGAGAGAAGGCAAGGUUUCAGCUGCCUGUCAUGAAGGAGAAUGACACUCACUGUAUUGACUUCAACUAUCUCCUCACCAGCCCUGACGGCUCCAGCCCUGGCACCCUCAACGUCCUGGUGAAGGUAAACAAGGGUCCUUUGGCCAACCCCAUAUGGAACGUGACAUCCUACACUGGUAAAGACUGGCUGAGAGCUGAACUUGCUGUCUCCACCUUUUGGCCGAAUGAAUAUCAGGUUAUAUUUGAAGCAGAGGUUUCGGACAGCAAAGCUGGGUUUAUCGCCAUAGACGACAUUCAGGUGCUCAGCUACCCAUGCGAUAAAUCCCCUCAUUUCCUGCGCCUUGGGGAUGUAGAGGUGAAUGCCGGACAAAAUGCCACAUUUCAGUGUAUUGCCACAGGACGAGACACCUCGAACAACAAACUCUGGCUACAGAGGAGAAAUGGAGAAGAUAUUCCUGUGGCCUUGACGAAAAACAUCAACCACAGAAGGUUUGCUGCCUCCUUCCACCUCAAAGAAGUCACUAAUCAGGAUCAAGAUCUGUAUCGCUGCGUCACCCAAUCAGAGCGCGGCUCUGGAGUGUCUAACUUUGCGGGUCUUAUCGUCAGAGAGCCUCCGCACCCCAUUGCCCCACCUCAGCUGCUAGGCGUCGGCCCUACGUACUUGCUGAUUCAGCUCAACGCAAAUUCUAUAUUUGGAGAUGGACCUAUAAUACUAAAAGAGGUUGAGUACCGUAUGACAUCGGGCAGCUGGACUGAGACUCACGCUGUGAACUCUCCUAACUACAAGUUAUGGCACCUUGACCCAGACACAGAGUAUGAGAUCAGAGUGUUACUCACCCGACCAGGAGAGGGAGGGACAGGCAAGCCUGGGCCCCCUCUCAUUACUCGGACCAAAUGUGCAGAACCCAUGCGCACUCCUAAGAGGCUGAAAAUUGCCGAGACCCGGUCUCGUUUGAUCGCGGUGGACUGGGAAUCGCUGGGUUAUAAUAUCACCCGCUGUCACACCUUUAACGUCACCAUCUGUUACCAUUACACGACUGCCAACAACCACAGCAAAGCUGAUUGCUUGGACAUGGAUCCUAAAGCACCACGCCACCUGGUGGGAAACCUGCCACCCUACACCAACGUUAGUCUUAAGAUGAUACUGACCAAUCCAGAGGGGCGCAAAGAGAGUGAUGAAACCAUCAUACAAACUGAUGAAGAUGUUCCAGGUCCAGUUCCCAGUCAGUCUCUCAGAGCCACUCCAUCUGAAGAGACAAUAAGUCUGUACUGGAAGGAACCAGCUGAACCCAAUGGAGUCAUCAUACAAUAUGAGAUCAGCUACAGCGGUGUGCGAUCGUUUGACCCUUCGGUGCCUCUGCAACGACCAGGACUCACAGUGUCUCUGCCUUCAAACGCUACCCAUCACAUGUUUUCCCAGCUUCACCCAGGUGUUACGUACCAGCUCUCGAUUCGAGCAUCUACCUCCAAAGGGUUCGGUCCUGCAACGACGCUUAACGUGACUACUAAUAUUUCAGCCCCAACUAUAGAUGAGUACGAUGGGUCAGAGGCUUUUCUAAAUGAAACUGCAACAACCAUCACUGUCCUGCUCAAACCUGCCCAGGCCAAGGGAGCGCCCAUCAGUGCAUACCAGAUUGUGGUGGAAGAAGUGAAUCCUCAACGAACACGUCGACAGGCUUCCUCUGACUGUUACGAGGUACCAGUUUCCUACCACAGUGCAUCUAGUGGUGGAUCCCCAUAUUAUUAUGCUGCCCAACUUUCCCCUAGCAACCUGCCUGAGCCACUUCCUUUUACUGUGGGAGACAACAAGACAUACCAGGGUUUUUGGAAUCCUCCACUAGCUCCAAGGAAGAACUACAACAUCUAUCUUCAAGCUGUCAGCAGCACAGAGAGGGAAACUAAGACGCAGUGUCUGAGGCUGGCAGCUAAACGUGCUACAGAGGAGCCAGAAGUCAUCCCUGACCCUGCUAAACAGACAGAUCGUGUGGUGAAAAUCGCUGGAAUAAGUGCCGGUGUUCUCGUUUUUAUACUGCUGGUGCUGGUAGCCAUCCUGUUGGUCAAGAAGAGGAGGACCUACUAUUCAUACUCUUAUUACCUGAAACUGGCUAAAAAACGUAAAGAUGCCAUUGGAACAACACGUCAAGAAAUGACACACAUGGUGAAUGCUAUGGACCGCAGUUAUGCUGACCAGAGCACUCUGCAUGGAGAAGACCCAAUGGCUGUGACAUUUAUGGACUCUCACAACUACAACAACAGAUAUGAGAACCAUAGUGGCUCUGCAGCAGAGAACAGCAGGCUUCUGGAUGUUCCUCGGUAUCACUGUGAAGGAACUGAAUCUCCUUAUCAGACAGGACAACUCCACCCUGCCAUCCGAGUGGCUGAUCUCCUACAGCAUAUCAACUUAAUGAAAACGUCUGACAGCUAUGGCUUCAAGGAAGAAUAUGAAGUGAUACAGAGCUUCUUCGAGGGCCAAUCGGCCUCCUGGGACGUCGCCAAGAAAGAGCAGAAUCGUACCAAAAACCGCUAUGGGAACAUUAUAGCAUAUGACCAUUCAAGGGUUAUUCUCCAGCCCAUAGAAGACGACCCAUCCUCCGACUACAUCAACGCCAACUACAUCGAUGGAUACCAGAGGCCCAGUCACUACAUUGCUACUCAGGGUCCUGUUCAUGAGACAGUGUAUGACUUCUGGAGGAUGGUGUGGCAGGAACAGUCAGCCUGCAUCGUGAUGGUAACCAAUCUGGUGGAGGUUGGAAGGGUCAAGUGCUAUAAGUAUUGGCCAGAUGAUGCUGAAGUGUACGGAGACUUCAAGGUGACUUUCGUAGAGGUUGAACCUCUUGCUGAAUAUGUGGUUCGCACAUUUACGUUGGAGAGGCGUGGUUUCAAUGAAGUCCGGGAAGUCAAGCAAUUCCACUUCACAGGCUGGCCUGAUCACGGAGUUCCGUACCAUGCCACAGGACUACUUUCCUUCAUCCGCAGAGUAAAAAUCUCCAAUCCACCCUCUGCAGGACCAAUUGUGGUCCACUGCAGUGCUGGAGCAGGACGUACAGGCUGUUUCAUAGUCAUCGACAUCAUGCUGGACAUGGCAGAGCGAGAAGGCGUGGUCGACAUCUACAACUGUGUCAAGGCGCUUCGCUCCAGGAGGAUCAACAUGGUACAGACUGAGGAGCAGUAUAUAUUCAUCCAUGACGCCAUCCUUGAGGCUUGUCUAUGUGGAGAAACAGCCAUACCAGUCUGCGAGUUCAAAGCGGCUUUUUAUGAGCUGAUCCGCAUAGAUUCCCAGACCAACUCAUCCCAUCUGAAGGAUGAGUUCCAGACAUUAAACUCAGUGACACCCCAGCCUCAGCCAGAAGACUGCAGCAUUGCAUUGUUGCCUAGAAACCAAGACAAGAACCGCUUUAUGGAUGGCCUACCUCCUGAUAGAUGCUUACCCUUCCUUAUUACAAUAGAUGGAGAAAGCAGCAACUACAUCAAUGCUGCUCUGAUGGAUAGCUACAGACAGCCUGCUGCAUUCAUCGUUACCCAGCAUCCUUUGCCUAACACUGUCAAAGACUUUUGGCGUCUAGUUUACGACUAUGGAUGUACCAGUCUGGUGAUGCUGAAUGAGAUCGACCUGGCUCAGGGUUGUCCUCAGUACUGGCCAGAGGAGGGCAUGCUGCGUUACGGUCCAGUCCAGGUGGAAUGUAUGUCCUGCUCGAUGGACUGCGAUGUUAUUAGUAGACUCUUUAGAGUCUGCAAUCUGACCAGGCCUCAGGAAGGCUACCUGAUGGUUCGUCAGUUCCAGUACCUGGGUUGGGCGGGGCAUAGAGAAGUCCCCGCUUCCAAGCGCUCCUUCCUCAAACUGAUCCUUCAGGUCGAUCAAUGGCAACGUGAGGGAGAGGAGGGAGAGGGCAGAACCAUUGUACAUUGCUUAAAUGGAGGUGGGCGUAGUGGAGUAUUCUGUGCCAGCAGUAUUGUGUGUGAGAUGGCCAAGAGACAGAGUGUGGUUGAUGUCUUUCACGCUGUAAAAACCUUGAGGAACAGCAAACCCAACAUGGUGGAUACUCCAGAGCAGUAUAGGUUCUGCUACGACCUGGCAUUGGAGUUCAUCGAGUCGUCCUAAGCCAAGGACAGGAGAGGAGAAGGUGAAGAAGAGCUGGAGAACAUCUGUUCACUUCUUGUGUGUUUGACCCUUUGCUUGGUCCCGACUCCCUUCUUUGGUGGCCGUUCUGUAGCAUCCAUUUUACAUCCCUACAAAUGGUGCAAGUGAAUUUGGCUCCUUGUACAGUGAUGUUAAACAAAGGGAAAUGUUUAGACUUUUAACAGGAAGUGUGGUGAAGAGGAGUGCAGCAGAGGAGGAGAUGCUACUCCCGUUACUCCUUUAUUCUUAUUGUACAGCUUUUGAGUGCCAGCGGGCCCCUGUAUGUUUUGGGCCCCAUUGAAACAUUUAGCCUCUCACCACAGCUCCCCUGGACUUAAUGCUUUGUGCUGUUUCAGCUGCAGUACUCAAUGUGCACUGUAGAUGUCUCCCUUCCCCUUGCAAGCUGCUACCACAGCUUUUGAUAAAACGCAAAUUAAGGUUAUCAUUGGCCCCACAUUCCUGCUCUCGUGCUAAUUUAACAGUGUUGGGCAUCUCAUCAUGGUGAUGUUUGAAUAUUUGCAGCCAGUACUUUUGUAUAAGAACAAGAAACUCUGUGAAUGCUUCUGUUUCUACUCAGUGUUUCCUCAUCUUGUUUUCCUGCUCAUUUCAUUGAACUCUGAGUCAGAACAUUGUUAUGUAUCGUUGUUAUGUACUCAGUAGUCACUUUGAACCCAUUUUACAUUGGUUACACACAGCUCAUGGUCAGAUUACGGAAUAGAGACAAAGAAAAUAAUCUGUCAUAAGUUUGGCUCUUAAAUAAAGUAGUCUCCGAGAAGAACACUGACAAUGAGACAAAACAAAAGGGAGAGUUUACAUUGGGAGUAUUAGGCUUUUAGAAUUUUUAUUAUAUCAUGAAGUGGCAACUUGAAAAACGUUACGUAGGAUUUUCACUCAAAUGUAUUUGUGUUCUGUAUCAUUGUUUCUGUUUUCUGCACUCAUUGUGAGCUGCUGAGUUUAUUUUUUUCUGGUUGCUUUUGUAGUAUCAUGUACCGAUCUACUGGAUAGAAGUUUUGAAGUCCUCUUUGUAGCCCAAAUUGUAAAAUGGAACACCUGUUCAUCCAUGUGACAUUAGCCUAAUCAUGUUUGUUUCAGGGCUGGGCCCAAUGCACUUUCAAUUCAGCCAAUUCACGAAAUAUCCUUCAAAAAAUAUCAACAGCUUUUGAAAACAACAAAAUCAGCUCAUUUACUUUUAGCAAAGACUGAGAUUUAACAUUUUUUCUCAAGAAAGAUAAAUUACAGUUUCCAUUUAGGGCUUGGAUAGAAUUGGAAGUGAACUGACCCCAGGCUUCAUUUGUUUUGUGCACUGGUGGCCAACACUUUUGUUUUAAUAUUAUUUUGUAGCUGAUGUUUAUUCAUAAGCCAAAGACUUUUUGUAAAUAUAUCUAUAUGGAUAAAGCACAUUGUUUGUAUUUAUUGUUUGUUUACUUGCAUUGCUUGUAAGAACAAUCAUUUUUCAUUCCAUGUUUACUCUACCACCAGCGUUUCUUAAACCGCACGUUGGGACACAAAAUGGACUGCAAGUCUGUUUGUUGUGGAGCCUCAGAGGGUUAGUAUGAUGUACUGAGCCCAUACGUGGUCCCCCUACAUCUGGUCAAUUUGGGUCCAUGAAGAGGAGUUUAAGAAUCCCUGAUUGAAGCUGUAUAUUAAAGCAUUAGAGGUAGAUUUUCAGUAUUUAGGUGGAAUUCUGUAGUAUUGUCUUUGUUUUCACUUAAUGAAUCUCUGUGACGUUAAUGUGGUUUAUUUGUGUAACAGCCCAUUGCUCUGUUCGUGGUCAGUAGAACAUCAGUGCAUGUAUAUGCACAAAGUAUUUUGGAUAAUAGCUCCUAUCCCUCUUAACGUCUUAGUGGGGAUAAGCUGUUUAUCUUCAUCCUCAUAUCCUGUUCACCAUUAUCCCUGAAUACACACUGACUCAGUGGUGCAACCAGGCUUAGUGAGUGGAACAUGCAGGACUGUGAUACAAAAACAUUUAUUGUGCCUAAUCAUUUAACAGCAUCUUUGAUCGCAACCAGGGCCUUGUUAAAUGCGUUCUCAUGGACGAUCAGUGUUUCAAACACCUUUUGGACCAUGGUUCAUUGUGUUUUAUUCAUUAGAGUGCAUCUUAUAAGGUUUUACGAGCUUACCGAAUACCAGAUGUGUUUCUAUUUGAGCACAAACUGAUUCAGAAAAAAACUUUAUUGUAAAUAAAAUGCCGUAUGCUUCGUUUAGUUGGAGCAAGAACAGCCCUACUCCUAAGUAUGUUAUUGUAAAUAGACUAUCAUGAGUACUCUAAAAAGCUCUAUUGUUGGAUGAACAGUAGAGAUGUAGAUGAUGGAUGCAAUGUCAGAACAUUAGUUCUGUUGUAGAUAAAAAGUCACAGAUUGUACUCCUGGAGGAUUCAACUUCAAUUAUUGCCAGAUGGUAGUUUUCACUGAAUACAGAACAGUAUUCUGUUGGUGGAACAUCAACUUUCAGUUUCAUUUCUCCAGAUUUCUGUUCUGACCCAAAGAAGGGAAAGAAAAUUCAGAGGCUGUAAUGUAAUUUGUUGUACCUUCAGUGAUAAUGGGGUUUACCAGUUGGACUAAACAAAUGGCCAUCUCACAUGAGAGUGACAGGGGUGUGAACAUAAAGUAACUACAGGAUGGAAACCCACCUAACUACACUCUGAAGGGAAAACUAAGGAAAAAAUCCUCAGAUAUCUGUAAUUGGUCCUUACUGAAUCUGAAGGCCCUGAAGUUUACUGAAUGAAGCUGGAUAAGAGGCCAGUCUGAGUAUAGAAUUGAUAUUCAUGGUUCAUAAUUAUUCUUGUCUGUAAUGUUUGGCUUCUUUGCUGUAAUAAAGACCACUUCUUUAAUUAAAAGUGCUGGAAAAGUUA